This is a messenger RNA of Molossus molossus (Pallas's mastiff bat), 14965 nucleotides long. RefSeq names its product HECT and RLD domain containing E3 ubiquitin protein ligase 2 (gene HERC2). Gene Ontology annotation, biological process: protein ubiquitination. The transcript is spliced from 93 exons. Lineage: Eukaryota; Metazoa; Chordata; Mammalia; Chiroptera; Molossidae. Bases 92 to 14635 code for a protein of 4847 amino acids. Gene Ontology annotation, molecular function: ubiquitin protein ligase activity; protein binding; zinc ion binding. Gene Ontology annotation, cellular component: membrane; cytoplasm. The record is from RefSeq and is a predicted model, not a curated record.
GGCGGCUCGGAGGCUACACCGCACGCAGCGGGAGCUAGGCGGCCGGGCCCCUGCGUUCAGGUCUGACAGCUGGGAGGAACCUGGAGGGAACAUGCCCUCCGAUUCUUUCUGUUUGGCUGCCCAGGCUCGACUUGACUCCAAAUGGCUGAAAACAGAUAUACAGCUUGCAUUCACAGGAGAUGGGCUCUGUGCUCUGUGGAAUGAAAUGGUUCAAGAUGGAGAAAUUAUAUACACUGGGACAGAAUUAACCCAGAGUGGAGAGCUUUCUCCUAGAAAAGAUGAUGGUGUUGAUGCUUCGAGUGGAACAAAGAAAGAAGAUCUGAAUGACAAAGAAAAAAAGGAUGAGGAAGAAACACCUGCACCUGUAUUCAGGUCCAAGUCGAUCCUGGAGAGCUGGGUGUGGGGCAGGCAGCCAGAUGUGAAUGAACUGAAGGAAUGUCUCUCUGUAUUGGUUAAAGAGCAGCAAGCCCUGGCCAUUCAGUCGGCCACCACCACCCUCUCAGCCCUGAGACUGAAGCAGAGGCUGGUCAUCUUAGAGCGAUAUUUCAUUGCCUUGAGCAGAACUGCUUCCCAGGAGAGCGUCAAAGUCAAGCGGAAAAGCAGCAGCAUUUCUUUGCCUCCUAUGGACAAGAAAAGUUCCCGGCCCACAGGCAAAGGGGUGGAAGGACUGGCAAGAGUUGGAUCCCGAGCAGCUCUGUCCUUUGCCUUUGCGUUCCUGCGAAGGGCCUGGCGGUCAGGGGAGGAUGCGGACCUGUGCAGUGAGCUGUUGCAGGAGUCUCUGGAUGCCCUGCGAGCCCUGCCUGAGGCCUCCCUCUUCGACGAGAGCACCGUGUCCUCUGUGUGGCUGGAGGUGGUAGAAAGAGCAACCAGGUUCCUCAGGUCCGUCGUGACAGGGGAUGUUCAUGGAGCACCGAGUGCCAAAGUGCCAGGCAGCGUCCCCCUGCAGGACCAGCACCUGGCCCUGGCCAUCCUGUUGGAGUUGGCGGUGCAGAGGGGCACACUGAGCCAAACACUGUCCGCCAUCCUGUUGCUGCUGCAGCUGUGGGACAGCGGGACGCGGGAGACGGACAACGAGCGUUCCGCCCGGGGCACCAGCGCCCCCCUCCUCCCACUGCUGCAGCGUUUCCAGAGCAUGGUCUGCGGCAAGGAUGCCCCUCACGCACAGGGCGACGCCCACCUACUGUCUGGCCCCCUGAGCCCCAACGAGAGUUUCCUCAGGUACCUUGUUCUUCCACAAGACAGCGAGCUCGCCAUCGACUUACGACAGACGGCUGUAGUUGUCCUGGCCCACUUAGACCGCCUAGCCACGCCCUGCCUGCCUCCUCUGUGCAGCUCACCCACGGCCCACAAGGGCUCGCUGCAGGAGGUCAUAGGAUGGGGGCUCAUAGGAUGGAAGUGCUAUGCCAACGUGAUCGGUCCCAUUCAGAGCAAAGGCCUGGCCAACCUGGGGGUCACGCAGAUCGCCUGUGCGGAAAAACGCUUCCUGAUCUUGUCAAGGACCGGCCGUGUCUACACGCAGGCCUACAACAGCGACACGCUGGCUCCACAGCUCGUCCAGGGUCUUGCCUCCAGAAACAUAGUAAAAAUUGCUGCCCAUUCUGACGGUCACCACUACCUGGCCUUGGCAGCCACUGGAGAGGUGUACUCCUGGGGCUGCGGGGACGGCGGACGGCUGGGCCACGGGGAUACCGUGCCCCUGGAGGAGCCCAAGGCCAUCUCUGCAUUCUCGGGCAAGCAGGCGGGCAAGCACGUGGUGCACAUCGCGUGCGGGAGCACGUACAGCGCCGCCGUCACGGCCGAGGGGGAGCUGUACACCUGGGGCCGCGGCAACUACGGCCGCCUGGGCCACGGCUCCAGUGAAGAUGAGGCCAUUCCAAUGCUGGUAGCUGGGCUUAAAGGACUGAAAGUCAUCGAUGUGGCCUGCGGGAGCGGGGACGCGCAAACCCUGGCAGUGACGGAAAACGGUCAGGUGUGGUCCUGGGGAGACGGUGACUACGGGAAACUGGGCAGAGGGGGGAGUGAUGGCUGCAAAGCACCAAAGCUGAUCGAGAGGCUUCAGGACCUGGACGUCGUCAAAGUGCGGUGCGGGAAUCAGUUCUCCAUCGCCCUGACAAAAGAUGGCCAGGUCUAUUCAUGGGGCAAAGGGGACAACCAGAGGCUCGGGCACGGAACAGAGGAGCAUGUCCGUUAUCCCAAACUCCUGGAGGGCUUGCAAGGGAAGAAGGUGAUUGAUGUAGCUGCAGGCUCCACCCACUGCCUGGCUCUGACUGAGGACAGCGAGGUCCACAGCUGGGGGAACAAUGACCAGUGCCAGCACUUUGACACCUUGCAUCAGACCAAGCCAGAACCCUCUGUACUGCCAGGGCUGGAUACCAAGCACAUAGUUGGAAUUGCCUGUGGACCUGCCCAGAGUUUCGCUUGGUCGUCGUGUUCUGAGUGGUCCGUUGGCCUCCGUGUCCCUUUUGUGGUGGACAUCUGCUCGGUGACCUUUGAACAGCUGGACCUCCUGCUGCGGCAAGUGAGCGAGGGGAUGGACGGCACUGCCGACUGGCCCCCGCCCCAGGAGGAGGAGUGCAUGGCUGUGGCUGCGCUGGAUUUGCUGCGGCUUCAGUUGCACGCUGCCAUCAGUCACCAGGUCGACCCAGAGUUGCUUGGGUUAGGUCUGGGCAGUGGCCUCCUCAACAGCCUGAAGCAGACCGUGGUGGCCCUGGCCAGCAGUGCGGGCGUGCUGGGCACUGUGCAGGCGGCUGCCCAGGCCGUGCUGCAAAGCGGGUGGUCUGUGCUGCUGCCCACCGCGGAGGAACGGGCCCGGGCGCUCUCUGCUCUCCUGCCCUGUGCAGUUUCAGGCAAUGACGUUAACGUAAGUCCCGGCCGUCGCUUCAUGAUUGAUCUUCUGGUGGGCAGCUUGAUGGCUGAUGGAGGCUUAGAGUCGGCCUUAAAUGCAGCAGUCGCUGCAGAAAUCCAGGAUAUUGAAGCCAAAAAAGAAGCACAGAAGGAAAAAGAAAUUGAUGAACAGGAAGCAAAUGCUUCAACAUUUCACAGAAGUAGGACUCCAUUGGAUAAAGAUAUUAUUAAUACAGGGAUCUAUGAAUCUUCUGGAAAACAGUGUUUGCCUCUGGUUCAGCUCAUACAGCAGCUUCUUAGAAACAUUGCUUCUCAGACAGUGGCCCGGUUGAAAGAUGUUGCCCGUCGCAUUUCAUCCUGUCUGGACUUGGAGCAGCAUAGUCGAGACCGAUCUGCUUCCUUGGAUCUGCUGCUACGUUUUCAGCGCUUACUUAUCAGCAAACUUUAUCCAGGAGGAAGCAUUGGUCAGGCCACAGACAUUCCUAGUCCUGAGCUCAUGGGCGUGGGGUCCCUGCUGAAGAAGUACACGGCCCUUCUGUGCACACACAUUGGAGACAUCCUGCCGGUGGCUGCCAGCGUCGCAUCCACCAGCUGGCGGCACUUUGCGGAGGUGGCCUGCAUCGUGGAGGGGGAUUUCACUGGUGUGCUCCUUCCAGAACUAGUGGUUUCCAUCAUCCUACUGCUCAGUAAAGAUGCUGCUCUCAUGCAGGAGGCUGGUGCUGUCCCUCUGCUGGGAGGGCUGCUAGAACACCUGGACCGCUUCAACCACCUGGCGCCAGGCAAGGAGAGAGACGACCAGGAAGAGUUAGCCUGGCCCGGCAUCAUGGAGUCAUUUUUUACAGGUCAGAACUGUAGAAACAAUGAGGAGGUGACCCUUAUACGCAAAGCUGACUUGGAAAACCACAACAAGGAUGGAGGCUUCUGGACGGUGAUCGAUGGGAGGGUAUAUGAUAUAAAGGACUUCCAGACUCAGUCCCUGACAGGAAGCAGUGUUCUCGCUCAGUUUGCUGGGGAAGACCCAGUGGUGGCCCUCGAAGCAGCUCUGCAGUUCGAAGACACUCGGGAGGCGAUGCAGGCCUUCUGUGUUGGCCAGUACCUGGAGCCUGACCAAGAAAUCGUUACCAUCCCAGACCUGGGAAGUUUGUCUUCACCGCUGAUAGACACAGAGAGGAACCUGGGACUGCUUCUCGGAUUACAUGCUUCCUAUUUAGCCAUAAGCACCCCGCUGUCGCCCGUUGAAGUCGAAUGCACCAAGUGGUUGCACUCGUCCAUUUUCUCCGGAGGCCUGCAGACCAGCCAGAUCCACUACAGCUACAAUGAGGAGAAAGACGAGGACCACUGCAGCUCCCCCGGGGGCACCCCGGCCAGCAAGUCCCGCCUUUGCGCCCACAAAUGCGCCCUAGGCGACCAUUCCCAGGCAUUCCUGCAAGCCCUGGCUGACAAUAACGUCCAGGACCACAACGUGAAGGACUUCCUGUGUCAGAUAGAAAGGUGCUGUCGGCAGUGCCACUUGACCACGCCGAUCGCGCUCCCUCCUGAGCACCCCGUGGAAGAGGUGGGCCGCUUGCUGUUAUGUUGCCUGUUGAAACAUGAAGAUUUAGGGCACGUGGCUUUGUCUUUGGCUCAUACUGGCACACUCAGCAUCGAGCAGGCGAAGCACAGAGCGCUGCCCAAGUCAGUGGUGGACGUUUGUCGGGUCGUCUACCAGGCCAAGUGCUCACUCAUCAAGACACACCAGGAACAGGGCCGUUCUUACAAGGAGGUCUGCGCACCAGUUAUUGAGCGUUUGAGGUUCCUCUUUAAUGAACUGAGACCAGCAGUUUGUAACGAUCUCUCUAUAAUGUCCAAGUUUAAACUGCUAAGUUCUCUGCCCCGCUGGAGGAGAAUCGCUCAAAAGAUAAUUCGAGAACGAAGGAAAAAGAGAGCAGUUCCUAAGAAGCCAGAAUCUACGGAUGAUGAAGAAAAAAUUGGAAACGAAGAGAGUGAUUUAGAAGAAGCUUGCAUUUUGCCUCACAGUCCUAUAAAUAUGGACAAAAGACCCAUUACAAUCAAAUCACCCAAGGGUAAGUGGCAGCCACUGCUGAGCACAGUCACAGGUGUCCACAGGUACAAGUGGGUGAAGCAGAAUGUCCAGGGUCUUUAUCCGCAGUCUGCACUCCUUAGCACCAUUGCUGAAUUUGCCCUUAAAGAAGAGCCAGUGGACGUGGAGAAAAUGAGAAAGUGCCUGCUGAAACAGCUGGAGAGAGCAGAGGUCCGCCUGGAAGGGAUAGACACAAUAUUAAAAUUGGCCGCCAAGAAUUUCUUACUUCCAUCGGUGCGGUAUGCCGUGUUCUGUGGAUGGCAGCGGCUCAUCCCGGAGGGCGUUGAUAUAGGGGAACCCCUCAUGGAUUGUUUAAAGGAUGUCGACUUGAUCCCACCUUUCAAUCGGAUGCUGCUGGAAGUCACAUUCGGCAAGCUGUACGCUUGGGCUGUUCAGAACACGCGAAACAUUUUGCUGGAUGCAAAUGCCAGAUUCAAAGAACUGGGUAUCCAGCCCAUCCCCCUGCAAACCAUUACCAAUGAGAACCCUUCGGGACCAAGCCUGGGGACAACCCCACAAGCUCGCUUCCUCCUGGUGAUGCUCAGCAUGCUGACCCUGCAGCAUGGCGCGCACAACCUCAACCUCCUGCUGAACUCUGGCACCCUUGCCCUUGCGCAGACCGCGCUGCGGCUCAUCGGCCCGAGCUGUGACAGUGGGGAAGAAGAUGGGAACCUGUCUGCCCGAGGUGCGUCCGCCACCGUCUUGGAGGAGACCAGGAAGGAGAUGGCCCCUGCACAGCCCCCAGUCUCGGGGCCAGAGCUGGCCGCCAUGAUGAAGAUCGGAACCAGGGUCAUGAGGGGCGUGGACUGGAAGUGGGGCGACCAGGAUGGACCUCCUCCUGGCCUCGGCCGUGUGAUUGGUGAACUAGGAGAGGACGGGUGGAUCAGGGUCCAGUGGGACACGGGCAGCACCAACUCCUACAGGAUGGGAAAGGAGGGCAAGUACGACCUCAAGCUGGCGGAGCUGCCAGCCUCCACACAGCCCUCGGCAGAGGACUCGGACACGGAGGACGACUCGGAAGCUGAGCAAACUGGAAGGAACAUGCACCCCACUGCCAUGUUGCUGACCAGCACUGUCAACUUACUGCAAACGCUGUGUCUCUCUACUGGUGUCCACGCCGAGGCCAUGCAGAGCGAAGCCACCAAGACGCUGUGCGGGCUGUUGCGCGUGUUAGUGGAAAGUGGGACGACGGACAAGACGUCCUCCCCGAACAGGCUGGUAUGCCGGGAGCAGUACCGCAGCUGGUGUUCCCUGGGCUUCGUGCGCAGCAUCGCACUCACUCCGCACAUGUGCGCCGCGCUCAGCUCCCCGUCCUGGAUCGCCCUGCUCAUGAGGGUCGUCGAGGGACACGCCCCCUUCACGGCUGCCUCGCUGCAGCGCCAGAUCUUAGCGAUACACCUACUACAAGCCGUGCUUCCGUCUUGGGACAAGACCGAACGGGCCAAGGACAUGAAGUGCCUCGUGGAAAAGCUCUUCGGAUUCCUGGGCAGUCUGCUCACCACCUGCUCCUCAGACAUCCCCUUUCUCAGAGAGUCCACCCUGCGCAGGCGGAGGGCCCGGCCGCAGGCCUCCCUGACCGCCACCCACAGCAGCACCCUGGCGGAGGAGGCAGUGGCCCUGCUGCGCAUGCUGCACUCCCUGGGCCAGUGGAACGGCCUCGUCAACAAGCACGUUAACUCCCAGCUCCGCUCCGCCACCCGCAGCUGCGCAGCCAGGCCGGCCGGCGGGGCCGUGCUGGAGGACGGCCUCCCGGACUCGGAGAGCCCGGAGGUGGGCGGCCUCAUGGCCGUCCUGGCUGUCAUUGGGGGCAUCGACGGCCGCCUGCGACUGGGGGGCCAGGUCACGCACGAGGAGUUUGGGGAAGGCACAGUGACGCGCAUCACCCCGAAGGGCAAGAUCACCGUUCGGUUCUCGGACAUGCGGACAUGUCGUGUUUGCCCAUUGAAUCAGCUGAAACCACUCCCUGCCGUGGCCUUCAGCAUCACCAACCUGCCCUUCGCAGACCCCAUGCUCUCCGUCUGGGCUCAGCUGGUGAACCUCGCUGGGAGCAAAUUGGAAAAGCACAAAAUAAAGAAAUCAACCAAACAGGGGUUUGCAGGGCUUGGCCCUGCGUCCUUUGCUCCCACAGGACAAGUAGAUCUGGACCUGCUGCGGUGCCAGCAGCUGAAGCUGUACAUCCUGAAGGCAGGCCGCGCUCUGCUCUCCCACCAGGACCAGCUCAGGCAGAUCCUGGCCCAGCCCGCCGUGCAGGAGGCUGCCGCCGCGCCGCCAGAUGAUGGCGCAGCUGCAUCGCCUGACCUGGGGGACAUGUCUCCUGAAGGGCCACAGCCCCCAGUGAUCCUCCUGCAGCAGCUGCUGGCCUCAGCCACCCAGCCUUCCCCAGUGAAGGCCAUAUUCGACAGGCAGGAGCUCGAGGCUGCUGCUCUUGCUGUGUGCCAGUGUCUGGCUGUGGAGUGCGCUCACCCAUCCAGCCCAGUGUUCGAAGACGGCAGCUCCAGCGAGGCCACCACGCCGGUGCCUGCGCAGCAUCUUCGCCCCAUCAGAACCAGGAAACGCAAGCAGUCACCUGUCCCUGCUCCACCCAUUGUGGUUCAGCUUAUGGAAAUGGGAUUCCCUAGAAGGAACAUAGAGUUCGCGCUGAAAUCGCUCACUGGUGCCUCUGGUCAUGCUGGCUUGCCAGGUGUGGAGGCCCUGGUCGGGUGGCUGCUGGACCACGCGGACGUGCAGGUCACGGAUCUCUCCGACGCAGACACCGGAUCUGAGGACUGUUCAGAUGAGGAGCUGAUGGAGGAUGUAGAUGACAUGGCCUGUGCUAUGUCUACCGGUGCCGUUGUAACAGAAAGUCAGACUUACAAGACGCGGGCGGACUUCCCGAGCAGUGACGACUAUGCCGUGUACGUGAGAGAGAGCAUCCAGGUGGGAAUGAUGGUGCGAUGCUGCCGGGCAUAUGAGGAGGUGUGUGAAGGAGACGUGGGCAAGGUGAUCAAGCUGGACCGAGACGGGCUGCAUGACCUCAACGUGCAGUGCGACUGGCAGCACAAAGGAGGCACGUACUGGGUCAGGUACAUCCACGUGGAGCUCAUAGGCUACCCGCCUCCAAGCUUCCCUUCCCACAUCAAGGUUGGCGACAAGGUGCGUGUCCGAGCCUCCGUCACCACCCCGAAGUACAAGUGGGGAUCCGUGACGCACCAGAGUGUGGGGGUUGUGAAAGCUUUCAGUGCCAACGGGAAAGACGUCAUCGUCGACUUCCCUCAGCAGUCGCACUGGACCGGGCUUCUGUCAGAGAUGGAGCUGGUGCCCAGCGUGCAUCCCGGGGUCACGUGCGAUGGCUGCCAGAUGUUUCCUAUCAAUGGGCCCAGAUUCAAGUGCAGAAACUGUGAUGAUUUUGACUUUUGUGAAACGUGUUUCAAGACCAGAAAACACAACACCAGGCAUACAUUUGGCAGAAUAAAUGAACCAGGACAGUCGGCCAUAUUCUGUGGCCGUUCUGGAAAACAGCUGAAGCGAUGCCGCAGCAGCCAGCCAGGAGCACUGCUGGACAGCUGGGCCCGGAUGGUGAGGAACCUGCACGUCUCGUCCUCCGUGAGCCAGGCUUCCCGUCUGGUCGACGGCAGCGAGCCCUGCUGGCAGUCAUCCGGGGCGCAGGGGAAGCAUUGGAUUCGUUUGGAGAUUUUCCCCGAUGUUCUUGUUCACAGACUGAAAAUGACUGUCGACCCCGCGGACAGCAGCUAUAUGCCUUCUCUGGUUGUGGUGUCAGGUGGAAAUUCCCUAAACAACCUAAUUGAACUAAAGACAAUUAACAUCAACCCCACUGACACCACAGUGUCCCUUCUGAGUGACUGCACAGAGUAUCACAGGUAUAUCGAGAUCGCCAUAAAGCAGUGCAGGAGCUCAGGGAUCGACUGCAAGAUCCACGGGCUCAUCCUGCUGGGACGGACCCGCGCGGAGGAGGAGGACUUGGCCGCGGUCCCGUUUUUGGCCUCCGACAAUGAGGAGGACGACGACGAGAAAGGCAGCAGUGGGAGUCUUAUUAGAAAGAAGGCUGCAGGGUUGGAAUCGGCGGCCACGCUAAGAACCAAAGUGUUUGUGUGGGGGCUGAACGACAAGGACCAGCUGGGCGGCUUGAAAGGCUCCAAGAUAAAGGUUCCUUCGUUCUCUGAGACGUUAUCUUCUCUGAAUGUCGUGCAGGUGGCUGGUGGUUCUAAGAGUUUAUUUGCAGUGACUGUGGAGGGGAAGGUGUACGCCUGUGGAGAAGCCACGAAUGGCCGGCUGGGGCUGGGCAUGUCCAGCGGGACGGUGCCCAUCCCUCGGCAAGUCACGGCGCUCAGCAGCUAUGUAGUCAAGAAGGUGGCUGUGCACUCAGGUGGCCGGCACGCCACGGCUCUCACUGUGGACGGGAAGGUGUUUUCCUGGGGUGAAGGGGACGAUGGCAAACUUGGACACUUCAGCAGGAUGAACUGCGACAAGCCGCGGCUGAUCGAGGCCCUGAAGACCAAGCGCAUCCGUGACAUCGCCUGUGGGAGCUCCCACAGCGCAGCCCUCACGUCGAGUGGCGAGCUGUACACCUGGGGCCUCGGAGAGUACGGCCGUCUGGGUCACGGGGACAACACGACGCAGCUGAAGCCCAAAAUGGUGAAAGUCCUUCUGGGUCACAGAGUAAUCCAGGUUGCCUGUGGAAGUAGAGACGCACAGACCCUGGCCCUGACUGACGAAGGUCUGGUGUUUUCCUGGGGUGACGGGGACUUCGGAAAACUGGGCCGGGGAGGAAGCGAAGGCUGCAACGUUCCCCAGAACAUCGAGAGGCUGAACGGCCAGGGCGUGUGCCAGAUCGAGUGCGGCGCCCAGUUCUCCUUGGCACUCACCAAGUCGGGAGUGGUGUGGACAUGGGGCAAGGGGGACUACUUCCGGCUGGGCCACGGCUCGGACGUGCACGUGCGGAAGCCACAGGUGGUAGAAGGACUCAGAGGGAAGAAGAUCGUGCACGUGGCUGUCGGGGCCCUGCACUGCUUGGCCGUCACGGACGCCGGGCAGGUGUAUGCCUGGGGUGACAAUGACCACGGACAACAGGGCAACGGCACAACCACCGUGAACAGAAAGCCCACUCUUGUGCAGGGCUUAGACGGCCAGAAGGUCACUCGAGUGGCUUGUGGAUCUUCACACAGUGUGGCGUGGACGACUGUCGACGUGGCAACGCCCUCUGUCCACGAGCCGGUCCUGUUCCAGACUGCGAGAGACCCUUUGGGGGCGUCCUAUUUAGGUGUGCCUUCGGAUGCCGAUUCUGCUGCUGCCGGUAACAAGAUGAGUGGUGCCAGUGACUCUAGGUCCAGCCGCCCUUCUCUGGCCAAGAUUCUCCUGUCCCUGGACGGGUGUCUGGCCAAGCAGCAGGCCUUGUCUCAUGUACUCACAGCGCUGCAGAUCAUGUAUGCCAGAGAUGCUGUGGUUGGUGCCCUGAUGCCGGCCAGCAUGAUCACCCCAGUAGAGUGUCCCUCAUUCUCCUCCUCGGCACCCCCUUCUGAUGUGUCUGCCAUGGCCAGUCCCGUGAAUGGAGAGGAGUGUGUGCUGGCUGCUGACAUUGAAGACAGACUGAGUCCGAGUCCAUGGCAAGAAAAGAGAGGGGAGAUUAUCUCUUCCGAGGAUGCUGUGACCCCUGCCGCAGUGACCCCAUCGGCUUCCUCAGCUUCUUCUCGGCCGUUUAUCCCAGUGACAGAUGACCCAGGAGCUGCCAGCAUCAUUGCAGAAACGAUGACCAAAACCAAAGAGGAUGUUGAAAGCCAAAAUAAAGUAUCUGGCCCAGAACCUCAGUCCUUGGAUGAGUUCACCAGUCUGCUGGUCCCCGACGACACCCGUGUGCUGGUGGACCUGCUCAAGCUGUCCGUGUGCAGCCGGGCGGGGGACAAGGGCAGAGAGGUGCUUUCCGCCGUGCUGUCUGGCAUGGGCACCGCCUACCCACAGGUGGCAGACAUGUUGCUGGAGCUCUGUGUUACCGAGUUGGAGGAUGUAGCCACAGACUCACAAAGUGGCCGUCUGUCCUCCCAGCCCGUGGUGGUGGAGAGUAGCCACCCCUACACCGACGACACCUCCUCUAGCGGCACUGUGAAGAUCCCAGGUGCAGAAGGACUCAGGGUGGAGUUCGACCGGCAGUGCUCCACGGAGAGGCGCCACGACCCGCUCACAAUCAUGGACGGAGUCAACAGGAUCGUCUCUGUGCGCUCAGGCCGCGAGUGGUCUGACUGGUCCAGUGAGCUGCGCGUCCCAGGGGAGGAGCUGAGGUGGAGGUUCAUCAGCGACGGGUCCGUGAACGGGUGGGGCUGGCGCUUCACGGUCUAUCCCAUCAUGCCAGCCGCAGGCCCUAAAGACCUCCUUUCUGAUCGCUGCGUCCUUUCCUGUCCAUCCAUGGACUUGGUGACAUGUCUGCUCGACUUCCGGCUCAGUCUGGGCUCCAACAGAAGCAUCGUCCCGCGCCUGGCCGCAUCGCUGGCAGCGUGCGCACAGCUCAGCGCCUUAGCGGCCAGUCACCGAAUGUGGGCCCUUCAGAGGUUGAGGAAGCUGCUAACAACUGAGUUUGGACAGUCGAUCAACAUCAGCCGGCUCCUGGGGGAUCAUGAUGGGGAAGCGAGGGCUUUGAGUUUUACAGGCAGUGCUCUGGCUGCUUUGGUGAAAGGCCUUCCGGAAGCUCUGGAGAGGCAGUUCGAGUACGAAGACCCUGUUGUGAGAGGCGGCAAACAGCUGCUCCACAGCCCAUUCUUCAAGGUACUGGUGGCUCUUGCUUGUGACUUGGAACUAGACACCCUUCCCUGCUGUGCCGAGACACACAAAUGGGCCUGGUUCCGAAGGUACUGCAUGGCCUCCCGUGUCGCCGUGGCCCUGGACAGGAGGACCCCACUGCCCCGGCUGUUCCUCGAGGAGGUGGCUAAGAAAAUCCGUGAGUUAAUGGCAGACAGCGAAGACAUGGAUGUUCUCCAUGAGAGCCACGAUGUUUUCAGAAGAGAGCAAGAUGAACAACUGGUGCAGUGGAUGAACAGGCGGCCCGAUGACUGGACUCUGUCGGCUGGUGGCAGUGGCACAAUUUAUGGAUGGGGACAUAAUCACAGGGGCCAGCUUGGGGGCAUCGAAGGUGCCAAGGUUAAAGUGCCCACCCCAUGUGAAGCCCUUGCAACUCUCAGACCCGUGCAGUUAAUUGGCGGAGAACAGACUCUGUUCGCAGUCACAGCCGAUGGGAAGCUCUAUGCCACUGGGUAUGGUGCCGGCGGCCGGCUGGGCGCGGGAGGGACCGAGUCCGUGUCCACCCCGACGUUGCUGGAGUCCAUUCAGCACGUAUUCAUCAAGAAAGUAGCUGUGAAUUCAGGAGGAAAGCACUGCCUGGCCCUGUCUGCAGAAGGAGAAGUGUACUCGUGGGGCGAGGCGGAGGACGGGAAGCUGGGGCACGGCAACCGAAGCCCAUGCGACCGCCCUCGUGUCAUCGAGUCUCUGCGAGGGGUUGAAGUGGUGGACAUUGCUGCUGGUGGAGCCCACAGUGCCUGCGUCACCUCGGGCGGGGACCUCUACUCGUGGGGCAAAGGCCGGUAUGGCCGCCUGGGGCACAGCGACAGUGAGGACCAGUUGAAGCCAAAGCUGGUGGAGGCACUUCAGGGCCACCGCGUGGUGGAUGUUGCCUGUGGUAGUGGAGAUGCCCAGACCCUCUGCUUGACAGAUGACGACACUGUGUGGUCCUGGGGUGACGGGGACUACGGCAAGCUGGGCCGAGGGGGCAGUGACGGCUGCAAAGUGCCCAUGAAGAUUGACUCUCUUACGGGCCUCGGAGUGGUUAAAGUGGAAUGCGGAUCCCAGUUCUCUGUUGCCCUGACCAAGUCCGGUGCUGUUUACACUUGGGGCAAAGGUGAUUAUCACAGGCUGGGCCACGGAUCCGACGACCAUGUUAGAAGACCGCGGCAGGUGCAGGGGCUGCAGGGGAAGAAGGUCAUUGCCAUUGCCACUGGCUCCCUGCACUGUGUGUGCUGCACGGAGGAUGGUGAGGUCUACACGUGGGGUGACAACGAUGAGGGACAGCUGGGGGACGGAACAACAAAUGCCAUCCAGAGGCCUCGGCUGGUAGCUGCCCUUCAGGGGAAGAAGGUCAACCGUGUGGCCUGCGGCUCAGCACACACUCUGGCCUGGUCGACCAGCAAGCCUGCCAGUGCUGGGAAGCUCCCUGCACAGGUCCCCAUGGAGCACAACCACUUGCAGGAGAUCCCCAUCGUCGCCCUGCGGAACAGGCUGCUGCUGCUGCACCACCUGUCCGAGCUCUUCUGCCCCUGCAUCCCCAUGUUUGACCUGGAGGGCGCCCUCGAUGAGACUGGUCUCGGGCCUGCCGUGGGCUUUGACACCCUGCGGGGGAUCCUAAUAUCCCAGGGAAAGGAGGUGGCCUUCCGGAAAGUGGUGCAAGCAACCAUGGUGCGCGACCGCCAGCACGGGCCCGUGGUGGAGCUGAACCGCAUCCAGGUCAAACGUUCCAGGAGCAAGGGCGGCCUCGCGGGCCCCGACGGCACCAGGUCUGUGUUCGGGCAGAUGUGCGCCAAGAUGGGCUCGCUCAGCCCCGACAGCCUGCUACUGCCCCACCGCGUCUGGAAGGUCAAGUUUGUGGGUGAAUCUGUGGACGACUGUGGUGGCGGCUACAGCGAGUCCAUAGCCGAGAUCUGCGAAGAGCUGCAGAAUGGUCUCACCCCCCUUCUGAUCGUGACGCCCAAUGGGAGGGACGAGUCGGGGGCCAACCGUGACUGCUUCCUGCUCAGCCCCGCCGCCAGGGCGCCGGUGCACACCAGCAUGUUCCGCUUCCUGGGUGUGCUGCUGGGCAUCGCCAUUCGCACCGGGAGCCCCCUGAGCCUCAACCUGGCCGAGCCCGUCUGGAAGCAGCUGGCUGGGAUGAGCCUCACCAUCGCAGACCUCAGCGAGGUGGACAAAGACUUCAUCCCUGGGCUCAUGUACAUCCGCGACAACGAAGCCACUUCGGAGGAGUUCGAGGCCAUGAGCCUUCCCUUCACCGUGCCCAGUGCCAGCGGCCAGGACGUCCAGCUGAGCUCCAAGUACACACACAUCACCCUGGACAACCGCGCAGAGUACGUCCGGCUGGCCAUGAACUACAGACUCCAUGAAUUUGACGAGCAGGUGGCUGCCGUGCGGGAGGGGAUGGCCCGAGUGGUGCCAGUCCCCCUUCUUUCCCUGUUCACCGGAUACGAGCUGGAAACGAUGGUGUGCGGCAGCCCGGACAUCCCCCUGCACCUUUUGAAGUCGGUGGCAACGUACAAAGGGGUCGAGCCGUCUGCGUCCCUGAUCCAGUGGUUCUGGGAGGUGAUGGAGUCCUUCUCUAACACAGAGCGCUCCCUCUUCCUCCGCUUCGUGUGGGGCCGCACCCGGCUGCCCCGGACCAUCGCUGACUUCCGGGGCAGAGACUUCGUCGUCCAGGUGCUGGACAAGUACAACCCUCCCGACCACUUCCUCCCUGAGUCCUACACCUGCUUCUUCUUGCUGAAGUUGCCCAGGUAUUCCUGUAAGCAGGUCCUUGAGGAGAAGCUGAAGUAUGCCAUCCACUUUUGCAAAUCGAUAGACACUGAUGACUACGCCCGCAUCGCCCUCACAGGCGAGCCUGCCGCUGAUGACAGCAGCGGGGACUCGGAGAGCGAGGACGUGGACUCGUUCGCCUCUGACGCCACCCAGGAUUACCUGGUGGGACACUGAGCCGGGCGGGCGCUGCAGGCUCCCGCGGGCGUCCUGCCCCGUGGGCGGGCAGAGGGAGCUGGCUCGGAGCUGGCGCGCUGACCUGGGAAAUGAGUCUGCCCCGCACCCGACGCUGUGUGGACACUGAGGCUCUCUCCGAGACUGGGGGCCUUCUCCCCACAGCGCUGCACUUCUGUAGGCUCCGUGCUUACUGGGCGUGUAAAUGUUUGCACAGACACUGACUUGCAGCCUCCCGGGAAUGAAUCAAAAGCCUUUUUACUCGUGGAUGCAAUGGAGUGUUUUCUUCCUUCCAAGUGUGGGCAUUGUCUUGAUUGUACAUUGGAAAUACUG